UGCACCUUGAAUCUCGUCGCAACGAGAUCCUUCGAGAUCUUCUCCGCCCCCGCUACCGGCGUCCCCUUUGCGGCCGCUGAGCCGGAGCCGGCCUGAGCUGAGUCGUCCGCUGCGGUUUUCCUUCCGAGGACCCGGGCGCUCGCGUAGACACCCGCGGCCCCCUACAAGCCCAGGCCCCGCGGCCCACGCGGCCUGCUCUCCGCGCGCUAUCCCCGCCGGGGUCCGUGUCCUGUCUCGCCGGCCGGACCCGGGCUCGAGCCCGAGCUGUAGCCGGCGCCAUGUCGGUGGUGGGCAUAGACCUGGGCUUUCAGAGCUGCUACGUCGCUGUGGCCCGCGCCGGCGGCAUCGAGACCAUCGCCAAUGAGUACAGCGACCGCUGCACGCCGGCUUGCAUUUCUUUUGGUCCUAAGAAUCGUUCAAUUGGAGCAGCAGCUAAAAGCCAGAUAAUUUCCAAUGCAAAGAACACAGUCCAGGGAUUUAAAAGAUUCCAUGGCCGGGCAUUCUCUGAUCCAUUUGUGGAGGCAGAAAAAUCCAGCCUUGCAUAUGAUAUUGUACAGUUGCCCACUGGAUUGACCGGAAUAAAGGUGAAAUAUAUGGAGGAAGAGCGAAAUUUUACUACAGAGCAAGUGACUGCCAUGCUUUUGUCCAAACUGAAGGAGACUGCAGAAAGUGUUCUGAAGAAGCCUGUUGUAGACUGUGUUGUUUCGGUUCCUUGUUUCUAUACUGAUGCAGAGAGACGAUCGGUUAUGGAUGCAACACAGAUAGCUGGACUCAAUUGCCUCCGAUUAAUGAAUGAAACUACUGCAGUUGCUCUUGCAUAUGGAAUUUAUAAGCAAGAUCUUCCUGCCUUAGAAGAGAAACCAAGAAAUGUAGUUUUUGUGGACAUGGGGCAUUCUGCUUAUCAAGUUUCUGUGUGUGCGUUUAAUAGAGGAAAACUUAAGGUUUUGGCCACUGCAUUCGACACAACAUUGGGAGGCAGAAAAUUUGAUGAAGUGUUAGUAAAUCACUUCUGUGAAGAAUUUGGGAAGAAAUACAAGCUAGACAUAAAGUCCAAAAUCCGUGCAUUGUUACGACUAUCUCAGGAGUGUGAGAAACUCAAGAAACUGAUGAGUGCAAAUGCUUCAGACCUUCCCAUGAAUAUCGAGUGUUUUAUGAAUGAUGUUGAUGUAUCUGGAACUAUGAACAGAGGCAAAUUUCUGGAAAUGUGUGAUGAUCUCUUACUUAGAGUGGAGCCACCGCUUCGGAGUGUUUUGGAACAAGCCAAGUUAAAGAAAGAAGAUAUUUAUGCAGUGGAGAUAGUUGGUGGUGCAACACGAAUCCCUGCAGUCAAAGAAAAGAUCAGCAAAUUUUUUGGUAAAGAACUUAGUACAACACUAAAUGCUGAUGAAGCUGUUACACGAGGUUGUGCAUUGCAGUGUGCAAUAUUAUCGCCUGCUUUCAAAGUCAGAGAGUUUUCUAUCACUGAUGUAGUACCAUAUCCAAUAUCUCUGAGAUGGAAUUCUCCAGCUGAAGAAGGGUCAAGUGACUGUGAAGUCUUUCCAAAAAAUCAUUGUACUCCCUUCUCUAAAGUACUCACAUUUUAUAGAAAGGAACCUUUCACUCUUGAGGCCUACUAUAGCUCUCCUCAGGAUUUGCCCUAUCCAGAUCCUGCUAUAGCUCAGUUUUCAGUUCAGAAAGUCACUCCUCAGUCUGAUGGCUCCAGUUCAAAAGUAAAAGUCAAGGUUCGAGUAAAUGUCCAUGGCAUUUUCAGUGUGUCCAGUGCAUCUCUAGUGGAAGUGCACAAAUUUGAGGAAAACGAGGAACCGAUGGAAACAGAUCAGAAUUCGAAGGAGGAGGAGAAGAUGCAAGUGGACCAGGAGGAGCCACAUGUUGAAGAGCACCAGCAGCAGAUGCCAGCAGAAAAUAAGGCUGAGUCUGAAGAAAUGGAGACUUCUCAAGCUGGAUCAAAAGACAAAAAGAUGGACCAACCACCACAAGCCAAGAAGGCAAAAGUGAAGACCAGUACUGUAGAUCUGCCAAUUGAGAAUCAGCUAUUAUGGCAGAUAGACAGAGAGAUGCUCAACUUGUACAUCGAAAAUGAGGGCAAGAUGAUCAUGCAAGAUAAACUGGAGAAGGAGAGGAAUGAUGCUAAGAAUGCAGUAGAAGAGUAUGUGUAUGAGAUGAGAGAUAAGCUUAGUGGUGAAUAUGAGAAGUUUGUGAAUGAAGAUGAUCGUAACAGUUUUACCUUGAAACUUGAAGAUACUGAAAAUUGGUUGUAUGAAGAUGGAGAAGAUGAACCAAAGCAAGUUUAUGUUGAUAAACUGGCCGAAUUAAAAAAUCUAGGUCAACCUAUUAAGAUACGAUUUCAGGAAUCUGAAGAAAGACCAAAAUUAUUUGAAGAACUAGGGAAACAAAUCCAGCAGUAUAUGAAAGUAAUCAACUCUUUCAAAAACAAGGAGGACCAGUAUGAGCAUUUGGAUGCUGCUGACAUGGGGAAGGUGGAAAAAAGCACGAAUGAGGCCAUGGAUUGGAUGAAUAACAAGCUGAAUCUGCAGAACAAGCAGAGUCUGACCAUGGAUCCAGUUGUCAAGGCAAAAGAGAUUGAAGCUAAAAUAAAGGAGCUGACCAGUUUCUGUAGCCCUAUAAUUUCAAAGCCCAAACCCAAAGUGGAACCUCCAAAAGAGGAGCAAAAAAAUGCAGAGCAGAAUGGACCAGUGGAUGGACAAGGAGACAGCCCAGGCCCCCAGGCUGCUGAGCAGGGUACAGACCCAGCUGUGCCUUCGGAUUCAGACAAGAAGCUUCCUGAAAUGGACAUUGAUUGAUUCCAACAGUUGUUUAUAUUAAAACAAACUAUUAUAAA
Messenger RNA from Talpa occidentalis (Iberian mole), 2839 nucleotides. It is a transcript of the gene HSPA4, whose product is annotated as heat shock protein family A (Hsp70) member 4. The transcript is spliced from 19 exons. Bases 279 to 2801 code for a protein of 840 amino acids. Lineage: Eukaryota; Metazoa; Chordata; Mammalia; Eulipotyphla; Talpidae. Gene Ontology annotation, biological process: protein folding. The record is from RefSeq and is a predicted model, not a curated record. Gene Ontology annotation, cellular component: nucleus; cytosol. Gene Ontology annotation, molecular function: ATP binding; ATP-dependent protein folding chaperone.